Molecule: messenger RNA, 1345 nt
Organism: Bufo gargarizans (Asiatic toad)
Lineage: Eukaryota; Metazoa; Chordata; Amphibia; Anura; Bufonidae
Gene: VPS72
Product: vacuolar protein sorting 72 homolog
Exons: 6
Coding region: 46-1122 (358 amino acids)
Biological process (GO): chromatin remodeling; regulation of DNA-templated transcription
Cellular component (GO): nucleus
Molecular function (GO): ATP-dependent H2AZ histone chaperone activity
Source: RefSeq, a predicted model, not a curated record
GUCUUCAGACUCGUCCGGUCGCUGACCGAUUUCUCGAGCUGCAAGAUGAGUUUGGCGGAGAGUAGAGCGCCCCGUAAGACGGCGGGGAACCGCAUGUCCGGUCUGCUGACCCGGGAGGAGGAGGAUGACUUCUAUAAGACUACAUAUGGAGGCUUCAACGAGGAAUCUGGCGAUGAUGAGUAUAACGAUGAGCGCUCUGCCAGCGAGGACGAGGUGGACUCCGACUUUGACAUUGAUGAAGGGGAUGAGCCCACCAGCGACCACGAGGAGGACGAGCCCAAGCGGAAGCGCAGGGUGGUGACCAAAGCCUAUAAGGAGCCCAUUCAACUUCUCAAGCCCAAACCAAAACCAAAACCUGAUGCUGCCCCAAAGAGCCGCCCGGAGCGACCUCCCCCGCAGGAGACGACAGAAGACAGCGCGGAGAGCCGUAAGCAGGUGCGCCAGUCGACCACAGAGCACACGCGGCAGACCUUCCUGAGGGUGCAGGAGAGGCAGGUGCAGUCCCGCAAGAAGAAAGGUCCUCCUCUUGACAGGCCGCUGACACAGGAGGAACUUCUGGAGGAGGCCAAGAUUACAGAGGAGAUCAACAUCCGGUCGCUGGAAAAUUACGAACGUCUGGAGGCCGACAAGAAGAAGCAGGUGCAGAAGAAGCAGAGAUAUGUGGGGCCGACUAUCCGCUACCACUCCGUGUCCAUGCCGCUCAUUACCGACGUCACCGUGAAAGAGGAAAACGUAGACGUGGAAGGGUUGGAGCAUGAUCAGACUGGUGACUCCAUGGCGCCCCCUAGCAGCAAGUGUUCCCGCACCUUCAUCACCUUCUCGGAAGACGAGACCUUCGAACGUAUUUUCCCCAGGAACAAAGCCAAGCUCCCGAUCCGAGAGCUGUGCCCCGUCACCCAUAAGCCCGCCCAGUACCGGGACCCCAUCACCGACAUUCCGUAUUACAACGCCCGCUCCUUCAAGAUCAUCCGAGAAGCCUACAAAAAAUACAUCACCGCUCACGGCCUGCCCAAUGCAGCCAUGGCAGCCGCUUCCAUGGGUCCCACCGCGACCACGCAGGACGCCAGCCAGCGCAACAGCCGGCAGAAAAUAGUUCUCAAACAGAGCGUCCCGGGAACCUAAAGACCGCGCCGCUGCCCGGAAGGAGAGGAAAGCGGGCGUGUAACAGCCGCCUUUAUGUUUAGUUUUUUUUAGUGUUUUUCUACAUAAAUUAUUUCCCGACCCCCUGUGUGGCGUCUGCUCGACCGGUAAAAUCCAAAUCUCCGCAGGCCGUGGAUCCAUGUGAACUCUUGUGGGUGGGUGAAAGAUGGGGGUCAGCAGAGAGGGGCAGGCUUCAUACUUUUUU